Molecule: messenger RNA, 4531 nt
Organism: Zophobas morio
Lineage: Eukaryota; Metazoa; Arthropoda; Insecta; Coleoptera; Tenebrionidae
Product: calsyntenin-1
Exons: 9
Coding region: 150-2906 (918 amino acids)
Biological process (GO): positive regulation of synaptic transmission; positive regulation of synapse assembly; homophilic cell-cell adhesion
Cellular component (GO): postsynaptic membrane; cell surface
Molecular function (GO): amyloid-beta binding; kinesin binding; X11-like protein binding
Source: RefSeq, a predicted model, not a curated record
AGGGAGGGGAGACAGUCAAUGAAAACCCAGCCGUCCAUGACGACAUAAUUUAGUGCACCGCUAUGAAAAUCGUGUGUUUAUCAUAAAAAAUCGGCUCCAGUGCGUGUGUCCCGUGUGUUGAACUCUCCAGACGCCCUUUGUGUACCACCAUGGUACUGCAAGCGACCAUCGGCGCCCUUCUGCUGGCGGCCAUCGUCUCGUCGACGGAGACGUUCGAGUACACAGCUCCCCGGUUGGACGUGGAUAACUUAGAAAACGGCUACCAUGGCCUCGUCAAAGAGAACGAAACCCUCGUGGAGGUGACGCCUGCGAUACGAGCGAUCGGCGAGCAAGUCUGCAGUUUUCGCAUCGUGAAUAAACACCACGGCGAAGCACCGUUCGAGAUCAUCUCGAAAGAGGACGGCUACGCCGAAUUGAGGGCACGGAGGGUCCUCAACUGCGAGAAAAGGAGGAAUUACAAGUUCGACAUAGCGGCUGUGGGCUGCAACGGCAAACAGAGCGUCAGCGCCACCGUUCACAUCACAGUCUCCGAUGUGAACGAAUACGCGCCGACUUUCUCCGAACCGAGUUACGUCAGGCAAGUGGACGAAGGGAGGAUCUAUAGCGAGAUCGUGCGGGUGGAAGCGACAGAUCGGGACUGCACGCCAAAGUUCGGCGAUGUGUGCAAGUACGAGAUACUCACAUCUGACCAGCCGUUCGUCAUCGACAUGGACGGAGUCAUACGUAAUACGGAGGCACUGGACUACGAACGCUCACACAAUCACAUACUCAGCGUCGUGGCAUACGAUUGUGGAAUGCGCCAGAGCUUACCAGUUAUGGUCACGAUUAAAGUGAACCGUGUAUGCAGACUGGGAUGGCGAGGAUUGCCGGAGAGAGUCGAUUACGCUCCCACCACUGGAAAGCAAGAGUUGUUCCCGUCGGCAAGUCUGGAAUUAUGUGACGUUCCCUGUAACGUCAGAGAAUUAAGGACCAGGGUUGAUUUGGCAACCAGACACAUUGGCAAGGGAUGUGACCGUGACACAUACAGCGUCCAGUCGCAGCGUAAACUCUGCGGGGCUUCCCCUUCGGCCAUCGAUCUCCUUCCAAGUCCCGGAGUGGGGGCCGAGUGGACCAAACCGCUCAUCUCAGAUGAGGGUCACGAAUCGGAUCAAAUGUUUGAAUUUGACGGUUCUAGCACUGCCGUUUCAAUCCCUAAUUCAGUUCUUGACCAUAAUUUACCGUCUACUUUUACGAUAGCGACGUGGAUGAGACAUGGACAGCACAACGGGCAAGAUAAACGCGUCAAAGAACACAUUCUGUGCUCCGCUGAUGAUCAUAAGAUGAAUCGUCACCACUACGCCCUCUUUGUACGUAACUGCCGCCUUAUCUUGCUGCUUCGUCGCGACUUCUCCGAAGGCGAUCUCAAUAUCUUCAGACCGGCUGAAUGGCGUUGGAAAAUCCCGCAAGUUUGCGACGACCAAUGGCAUCACUACGCUGUUAAUGUGAGGUUCCCCGAUAUUGAAUUGUUUGUUGACGGACAGGUGUUCCGCACGGAGAAGAAAAACCCAGAGGUGAUCGACGAUUGGCCGCUGCAUCCUACCAAGGGCAUCAACACGACAUUGACAGUCGGAGCUUGCUGGCAAGGCUCCGAUAAUAAAAUGAAGCAUCAUUUGAAAGGGUAUUUGGCUGGUUUGAGUGUUUUGGUGGGAGAAACGGAGAAACCUGAAGUUUUGAGUUGUUUGCAUCAAUGCAAGGAGAGUCUACAGGUGCCUGCAAUGGAGCUGCUGCAACCAGGAAUGGAAUUGUUGACCAAUUCCGAUUUGACAGAAGUGACAGUUGAAGGCGACAAUCGUACCAACUUGGAAACUUUGGUUAGGAAGAUCGGGUACGCGAACAGUCGAGAGUUUCCGACCCCCGGUCGCAGGAACUUGCGAUUGACAACGACAGUGACUUGCGAUAGUGGCAAGACUGUCAAAGUACCAGACGCUCAAACUUACGUGAUGGUACUAAGACCCCAAACGCCCUCUAUCAAUUUAAACGGAACGGGAAACAUGGCGCGAAAAUAUGAAGAUUUCAGAAUGGGCGUGAGGGUCCUCGCUGAUAUUCACAUUUCCGGCGAACAAAAAUUAGACAAGUGUUCGUUGACCAUCUACCCUAACCUCAAUCCAGACCACGAGAAUCUAAGCGUCCCUGAAGAGAUGUUGAAGAGGUUGGGAAUGGCGGCUCGCGUCUCUAAAGAUGGCGUUACAAUCACCGGGUCAGACAUGGUAUUCAAUUAUCAACAAGUUCUUAGACAAAUAGUUUACACUAAUAGAAAACCAGCCUACUAUCUAAAUCGUGUGUUCAAACUUACCUGUUCCGAAUUGAACGGACGUUUCACUUCUAACGAAUAUGUACAAACUCUUACUGUGAUCCAUCCUCAACCUAAAGAGCCAAUCGUUGCUCAUGCUACUAUCAAUAAACAUAAUGUUGAAUUGAGGCCAGCUUCUGUCGUAUCACGUGAUUACAUUCCAUCGGAACACUUAAAUCUAGUAGCCAGUGGUGGUUCACACGCCGUCACCAUCAUUGUGGUGGUGUGUGUUGGAUUUUUGUUGUUCAUGAUCGUUUUGGGUGUGAUCAGGAUUAGGGCGGCGCAUCAUAGAAAUGCGUCGGAGGAGGCUCAAGACAGCGAGAUGACGUGGGAUGAUUCUGCUUUGACAAUCACCGUUAAUCCUAUGGAGAACGCCGAAAGAAAAUUGGAGGGCCACUCUGCAGACUAUAGCGAGAGUGAGCAGUCGGAUUCUGACAGUUCCUCCGAUGACGACAACAUCGACGGUCCUUGCAGAAUCCCUGAUUCUUCGGACGACGAGGAGGAGCAACCAGCGCGCAGUCGUAAACACGACUACCAAAACAUCAGCCAACUAGAAUGGGACCAUUCUACCAUGUAAAAAUUCCAACAACAAGUAAACAACUCAAAAAAAGUAACAACAUAAAAAACAGCAGGGCUGAGAGGCGUUCUUCAACGUCGUGUUUACAACAUUUGUAAAUUUCUCUUCGGUGGUUUUAGCGCGGUAAAAAAAUAAUACGUAAAGGUUUGAGCCAAAACAGCAAAGCCUUUUCGUAAAAUACUAUAAUUUCGCUGGGCGGUCGUAAAACUGCCGCCACAGGGGGUUUUACGAACGCGUCGCGAUUGAUAUCAAUAAUAAUCGUCCAUAAUGUUAGAGUUAUACAAGUUGUAUAUCCCUUUCACUUAGCUAUUAGUAAGGAAGAGAGGUCGGGAUGCGUCGACAUCUCCGAAAGGCAACAAGCGAUGUGUGUCAAAGCGGGCCGCUUUGGAGAUGUUGGCGACACCCUGUAUAUAAUAGAUAGCUAUUUCCUUCACCCUUUCGCUUGGAACGCCUGUUUGUUUUCGGUUAUUUAAGGGCAGCCAUAUUAUUUUUAACUCGUAAUAAGGUAAGUUUACGUUAAGUUUUUACUAUACAUGUAUUAGGGAAAGUCUUUCCUUCUAUUUGAGAAGCUUCGACAAUAAUUAAGCUUGUUUCAGUUUUUUAUUACUCAGUAGAGGUGGCAGCCGCGUUUUCUAAACCGAAAGACUUUCCUUGGAUGGUUUUUUUAUUAAAUUAUUGAGUCGUUUCGUUUAUUCAUUUUUUUAUUUAGCCUAACUUUAGGGCCUAUGUUUAUCGAGUAUUUUUCUUUAUUAACCAGACGCUUAAUUUUGUACUUAGUACUUUUAACUCACUUGUCCCGGACUAUUCCUCGUAUUGUCAUAUCAAAUUUUUACACUGUCGCUGGUUCUCGAAUUAAUUUUAACGCAAGAUUUUUUAUUUUCAAUUGAUGUUUGUGGACUCUCUCGCACAAGUUUCAUGUCUCUAAAAUAGUGGAUAAUUGAGGUAAAAAAAAAUACAAAAAGGUGUACAUAAAGUUUUGCAGCUAAAUAGUAUUUUUUUGUAUCGUAGAUGAUGGGUACUUAAAUAACGAAUAAAAAUGGUUUAUUUGUUACAAAAACGCGAUAUAAAAAUGCAAUAGUAGGUAUGUAUAAAAAGAGAACAAAUCUAUAUCAUAUUUGCAAUAUGUAAGUGUUCUAUUGUUUUUCGUCGCCAUUUUGUUUAUACCUGUUGGCAUAUUAGAAUAGUAGCUGUGAUGUUGAUGAAAAAAAAGAGGAUGUUUUAGUAAAAAAGCACUUUAUUACUCAUUAUGUUCCGUUUUUUUAGUACACAGUGUUCGACUGUUGAAACUGUGCGAUUUUCUCGAAUUUUUAUUAAAACAAAAAAGUUGUAUAUUUGAAAUAUGUAGAAAGUGUAAUUAUUAUAAGUAGGAGGUGUGGUGAAAGUCGCUUAUUUUCAUUCGGUCGAACUCUGUCAGAUGAGUAUUUAAAAAAAAGUAAUAACACUAUUUUUGACAAGUACGUAACAAAGACGUUACAUUCCAUGCAUAUAUUUGUAAUCUUUGUAUCUUUAACAGUUACGAGCUUUGUUGUGUGUUUACAAAUCAGAAAUCAAAUAAUCCGAAUAUCUUUAGGUGUCAUACCACAAUAAUUAUGUAAUACAUAAAUGUAUAAUAAAUAACAAAUAUA